CCCCCCCCCCCUCUAAAGAAGGAGCACGGGGCCCGCUGCUACGCCUCAGCCGCCAGAAGGCCGUCGGGUGGAGGAGAUCCGAUGCCGACGAGCCACUCAUGUCGGUGUCCCAGGUCUCGGAGCCUCCGGAGUCGCCGUCGCUGUAGGGAGAUGAGUCGGCGGGGGCAUGAUGGUGUUGGGGUCAGGAGGGGAAGGGCAUCGCCGAUGAUGAUGUGGAGGAGGACGAGGUCGAGGCCCCUCUUCCCUGCCGUGAAUCGGUGGCGACUACAACGUGGGCAUGGUGAAGCGGCAGGCGGCACGCGCGUCAGUGCUCGUGUGCCCUGGCCGGUGCGGACUGCGACUGCGCGUAGGGUACCAGCAGCAGCUUGCUCAAGCCGCCGGGCGGACUGCCUGCCUGAUUGUGUCAAGUGCUAUAAUUGACAAAUAUAUCGGGGAAAGUGUGCUUUUAAUCAGAGAAAUGGUCGGCUAUGCACGCGAUCGCCAACCAUGCAUUAUCUUCAUGGAUGAAAUCGAUGCAAUUGAUGCGAGAAGAUUUAGUGAGGGAACCAAUGACGACCAUGAGAUCCAGCGGACACUGUUGGAGCUUCUUAUUCAUUUAGAUGGAUUUCAUGAUCUUGGCAAGGUAUGUUGCCUUUCAGGCCCAGCGCAUCUCUAGGAAAUUAUAUGUUGUUCUGUGUUCGAUCAACUUGCAUCAGUCUCUGCUCGUCGGUGUGAAAAAGGGGAAGUGUAGAAGUAGUGGGGAGUGCAGCUGACUAAAAUCCAUGUAGCAUUUGUGUUGGGUACAUCGAAAUGAAGAUCAGGAGAAUUCCGAUGAUUCUGAUGUGGAAAUGGAUGAUGUCAUACCUCUGGAGUACUCUGAAAGGUGCUCUUUUAUAUUUGGUUCCUUAGUCAUGGCAUCAUGAGGUUCCUUUCUUCGGCCAAACUAAAGCACUUAAUUCUACUUUGUCUUUCCUUUUGAAUUAAAUGUUAUAUAUCCUUAUUAGACGUAUCAUUGCCUAUGAUGGUUCUGAACUCAAAUAACAUAGUAUAUGUACUUUGAUUGAUGUGAUACUAAUAGAUCCUAAUGAACUCAAACAAUACAGCAUACGCCCAUAUUGAUGUACAUAAGUGAUACUGAUGACCAAACAUGACAACCGAAGUGCCCAGACAAAAUAAGUGCGCAUAGGCCCGCCUCAGGUGGCGCCCCAGCCUCUAGUAUGGUGUAUGCUACACCGAAUGGAGUACCAACCGUUGUUCAUGGCGGCGUCUAUGCGGUUGGAGCAAGUGGCCAGGGAGAUAUUUACUCAACAUGGAUGGCAGCAUAAUCUCCAGAUCGCUCCACCACCUCCUUCGACAGAGGCAUAGUGUCGGUACUAUAUGACUCACUGUUGUCGAUAUGUCGAUUUUCUUAUCUUAUUUUUGUCAGACUUCUGCUUUUGGCUGUGUGCAUCUUAGUUAUGCAUAGACUGGGUGUGGCUCAUUAUGUUUUGUAUCCGCUUGAUGCUAUAUUUUGAGUUAAUAAAAACACCCAUUAUUAAAAAAAAUCUUUGACUAGGAGCAUGUAGUGGAACGAGAGAGAUAAGAAAAAUUAUGGUUGUACAAUUGAAAAUAAUAUAUGAAUAAAUUUGAAACAAUAAUAAUAAUAUAAAAGCAU
This is a messenger RNA of Aegilops tauschii subsp. strangulata, 1633 nucleotides long. Its product is annotated as 26S proteasome regulatory subunit 10B homolog A-like. NCBI's taxonomy places the organism in Eukaryota, Viridiplantae, Streptophyta, Magnoliopsida, Poales, Poaceae. The record is from RefSeq and is a predicted model, not a curated record. Gene Ontology annotation, molecular function: ATP binding; ATP hydrolysis activity.